CGGGGCCUUUUUCAUAAACCAUAUAUAUCUUUCAUUCCUUCAAUACAACUACAUGUUUAUCCCUCCAAUAUAACCACACGUUUAUAGGUAAGGUCGUAAUUUUUUUCCCAUAUGAUAGAGUGAUGGAGUAUAUGGGUCUAGGCCCCAGGACCCACAUACUCAUAAAAACAGAAAGCACAGCCACUACGUGGUGCCCUCGUCGGUCAAAGACCCUCAUCGGCCGAAGAGGGGUCAACUCAGAAUAUGAUCCUGAAGCCAAGGAACCAGGGUGUCCUCAUCGGUCGUGCCCUCAUCGGCCGUGUCCUCGUCGGCCAGACCCUCAUCGGCCACGGAAGUCUCACAGAACCGGAUUUUACACUUAUUCAUUUAUAUAGCCCACCAGUGGCUCUGUAUUCGGCCUAAUAGCGGUCCAGUUGUAAAUGGGCCUCCCAAGCCCAAGGCUUGGGAGCUCAGCCUGUAUUUUCCCUAUAAAUACUUCCUCUGGAGGUAGUUAUAGGGGUUACAAAAGCAUUCUAUUGAAGCAUCACUUGCACUUCUCUCUCUAGCUCUCACUUUUCUCUAGAUAUAUACUCUAUCAUUUGGUGCUUUCAUUGAGAGCUAGAACAAUCAAGUUAGCACCCUUCGUCGCUACCAAGCACAACUAACCACUGACCAUGGGAAGAACUAAGUCAAACCGCAACCUCGUCAGCAAGGCCAUCCCUGAGGAUCAGGAGAUCAUGGCGCAUGAGGAGGACGCUACGACCGACCAGGUCGGCGGAGGGGACGUCUUUCAGGAGGCCAUCAACCUCACGACGGACCUCCGCAACCAACUCAACGGCGGAGCCCCUGAUGCCCGCAUCGGCCUGGACAAGAAACGAGCUGAGAAGACAGACCACGCCCCGGCCCAGCCUAUGUCCGCGGCUUCUCCGUCUGUGGAUCCACAGGUCCAGGCCGCGCUGUCGGUCAUCAUCGCCAGCUUGGCCCAGAACCCCAUCGUCCUCAGCGCACUCUUGCCAAAGACUGGGGGGAACGUCACUCCACCUCCUCAGCCCCAACCGUUGGCCGUCAGGAUAGGCAACGAUGAGGGGGUGAUGGCCUAGGACACGGCGUCGUCCCACUCCCACCCCGCUUCCCCUCUUCGGCCUGGGCAGACCCCAGCGCGUGGAAAAGCCUCUGCCUUCAAUAGGCUAGGUGACACGCGCCGUCGUCCGGUUUCAGAGAGGAUGGCAGGGCGGAUUGGUGAGCGUCGACCUGGCUCGCCAAGGGAAAGCUUGGGGUAUGUGUCCCGGACAGCGGACCAGCCCCGCCUGGACAAGGGCAAGGGAAAAUUGCACGAAGACGAUGUGCGCCACCAGAUCAACGCAGCCCACGACGAGCGCAUGAAGAACUAGCAGGGCGCCGCUGCGGCCGCCAGGGACCCCCGGGACGAGGUCAUCGCCCAGCUGGAAAAGAGGCUGGCCCAGAUGGAGACCAGGCAAUCGGCGAACAUCCCCACGGCCGGCGCCUCCAACAACCCUGGCCUCAACGCCCUCAUGAACAAAGUCAGCGCCCUUGAGAGGGAGUUGGCCGAAGGGCGAGGUGACCCCGUCAUCCAGGUCAGGACCAGGAUCCCUUUCACCAACAGGGUGCUCUCGGCCCCCAUCCCGGAGAAGUACAUCUCUCUCAGUUGCUCCAAUGAGAGAAUAGGAAUCGGCGCCACGUCUUCAUAUUUCGCCAUGAUAGCUGCUUGACCCAUCAUUGUUGCCCAAAUAGCAUAUGCGCAGCAUGUUUCUACAAUAAAAACAAUGAUAAACUGUUAUGAAGUGUAGAUUUUUUUAAAAAAAAGGGAUAUUAACAACAUUAUAGAUCAUGCAUGUGUCUAGGUGUUUGUACUGAUAUAAUCUUUUAAAGGCUAAAACCAACUAAUACCUUGGUGUUCUUUAUUUUCCACAUUUGGGAGGGGAGACACGUGUUCCUCCCAUUCUUCUACCAGUUUGUGCGGUUAAAGCCAAGGCGGGCACCACGAAAAGGUUGUUUUGCUUGCAUCCAUCCUAGCUACGCAUUUAUAUCAUUAAGAAAUGAAGUUUAGAAUGAUGCAGUUACAAACAAUCCCGG
Messenger RNA from Cuscuta europaea, 2073 nucleotides. The record is from the annotation of a GenBank genome assembly. NCBI's taxonomy places the organism in Eukaryota, Viridiplantae, Streptophyta, Magnoliopsida, Solanales, Convolvulaceae.